GGGUUUCUCAGCAGACAAAGCCACUUCCUCAAUCUUUUCUUGCAGGAUAACUGAUAGGCAACGCUGGCAGCAUGGUUCAGAUCCUCCAGGCUGGCCACACCAUAGUCCUUUUCCAGCACCAAGCAUGCAUGUUACAGGGCUGCCCACUCACACGUGUUUGAUUGUAUGUAACCUUCUAGCUGAGUCUUAGAGAAGUCCAUCCAGCAAAUGCCCUUCAGUUCCAGACAGGAAAACAUUAUCCCUACUUUGUGACUUGGUAAAUUUAAGUGCAAAGGAAUUCAACAGAACUAUUCUGCAGGGUUUACGUGACUUGUGCCUUUAAAUUGCUUGUUCCUCCGCUUCUCGUGUAACAAUCUGCCCUGAACCAGGCGGCCCCAACUGAUGUGCAUGAGGAUGGAGCAGCAACAGAAGCUGCGUCCCUUCGGUGAGCAGAUCAGUGUGUAGUGUAUUGUCACGAGCUCCCUUUUUUAUUGUUAUUGCUCACUUUUGCGACUGCAGCGUUUCACACACCACAUGUAUAAGUGCAGGUCACCUUAAUCCCCUCCCUACAGAGACUGUGACUUUUCCUACGGUCAUUAAGGUUGGGAAAGACCUCUGAGAUCUCAAAUCAGUCAGGUCUGUUGGAGACAAUUGAGAGGGAUGAAAACGUUAUAGAUGGAAGUUCAUGCAGACAAGAGAGCAUCUGCAGGAGUAUUGCUGAUGUUCCUUUUCCACAAACACCAGCCAGGUCGAUCAGUGAACUAUUUCUGAAUCACCGUUCCCAAACGAGACUCCGCUUAGCUUGCUGAGCUGCGCAGGAUCGCGCAGUGAUUUAAUGUUAAAGAUAACUUUUGUGAUUGGAUAAAUUCCAGUAAAUGUUCCUGUUGCUAACGAAGAACUAAAAAAAAAUUAGCUAAACAGGAUGUACUGAUAAACACUGCAACAUCGGCCAAAAGCUCAGUAUUGCUUUUCAUGAAGCCCAUAUAAAUAAUUAUUAAAAUAAUCAUCUGACAGUCUCCCAGCUUCCACCGGGUCCCUUGGCAGCUCACGGGAACAGGACCAUCUGUAAAGCACAACCCUGCACCACAGGGGUGUUCCUUGCGGAGCAUUCUUAUUUGAAUUAGACCCAUUAGGUCUGUGUUUCUGCGGUUUCUGAGCAGUCUGACAUUAAGGUCUAUGUUGUCCCCAAGUCAGGUAGUAGGUGCAGUGAUGUUCUGUUUCACACUUUUAAACCACAACAGAGCAGAGAGUUCAGACGCUGAGCUGCACAGACAGUCGUGUGCUGCAAGCCAGAGGCCGAUCCCGAGGAGGCAAAGCAGGUCAGAUUCCCAGUGGCUUUCUGAAAAUCCAAACAACUCGAUGCUCUAAGUGGGUGAAGUCCAAGCCUCACGAACGCAUUGACCCCCUGCGCUAAGGGCGAGGCUGGAUUUCACCCCACUGCUUGAGACCGUUUAAGCAAUGCCACUGUUUGACACUGCUGGCAAUGAGCUCCAGCGAGUGUAAACCGAGCCGCCUGCUUAUGUAGUGCAAGAGAAAUGCCAAGCAAGGCUCACGCAAGCACUAUAAAAAGCCAUUGGGAAGUUGGACUUCAUUGGAAAGAGGACUUAGCACUAAGUGAAACACACCAACCACCACCGAGGCUCACACACAGCAAUGACCAUUCGCAGCCCUGAGAUCAGGAGGAGAGAGCAAAACUGAACUUCCCAGGCAAGGGCAAGCAGAAACCUUGGGAGUGUUUCCAUGGUCAGCUCGGUGCUGCAUUUGGAGAGGAGGAAAGGUGGGAGAGGAGGAAGGAGUGCCCUGCUCAGAGCUGCACCCACCUCCACUUGGGACUUUCUCCUGCAGCAGCCCGAGGGGUGCCAAGACGUCCCAGCAGAGCAGCGAGAGGCAAAAGGAUGAAGGUACACAAACCCAAAUUUGGGGAAAUGGUGCAAAGCUCAGCUCAGCAGGGCUGGGAGCCGAGCAAGCGAGUCCCACAGAAGCAGGCAUGGGUUGGGAACCAUGCAUGUGCCCCAGCGCAGCCCCGAAGCGGAGCCGCAGGCAAAGCAGCACCUUGCAGCACCCCGUGAUGUCAUUCAGGUCGCCGGGCACAUGUAAACACGACUGGUGCGGUGCAGCCGAGACACUCCACUUCCUCCUGACAGCACGGCUGCUCUUGGCUGGGUUUCUGCCUGCAAAGGAAUGACCCACCCGCCCUACACCACAACAAACGUUUCCAGCUGCCCAGUCAUGAUGCAGAGCAACCAGACCUGCUCCAAUCACAAUAUAACGUUCAAAAACAGCCUGUAUGCAGCCACAUAUACCAUCAUAUUCAUCCCCGGCCUCCUGGCAAACAGCGCUGCCCUGUGGGUCUUGUGCCGCUUCAUCAGCAAGAAGAACAAAGCCGUCAUCUUCAUGAUCAACCUGGCCGUGGCCGACCUGGCUCACGUCCUCUCACUGCCACUGCGAAUAUAUUAUUAUAUUAACUCCACGUGGCCUUUUGGGAGGUUCCUUUGCUUACUGUGUUUCUACCUGAAGUAUCUCAACAUGUACGCCAGCAUUUGUUUCCUCACCUGCAUCAGCAUCCAAAGGUAUUUCUUCCUGUAUCAGCCGUUCAAAGCCAAGGACUGGAAGAGGCGGUACGACAUGGCCAUCAGCUCUGUGGUGUGGCUCUUUGUUGGGCUGGCAUGUUUGCCAUUCCCCAUCAUGCGCAGCUAUGGCCUGGCCAAAAACACGAAUACUUGCUUUGCAGACCUUCAAGUCCGGCAGAUCGAGAGCAAGGUGGCCACCGUGCUGAUGACAGGCACGGCGGAGCUCUUUGGGUUCAUCGGCCCACUCAUCAUUAUUUUAUUCUGUACUUGGAAAACCAAAGAUUCUCUUCAGGGCUUCCAGAUACCACUGCAGAACAGCAGUGAGAAGAGAAAGGCUUUAAGGAUGGUUUCCAUGUGUGCCAUUGUCUUCUGCGUCUGCUUUGCACCAUAUCACAUCAACUUCUUUUUCUACAUGUUGGUGAAAGAAAACGUCAUUACAGACUGCUUCCUGAGCACCAUCACGCUCUACUCCCAACCCUUUUGCCUAAGCCUUGCGAGUCUGGACUGCUGUUUGGAUCCCAUCUUGUAUUUCUUUAUGACUUCAGAGUUUCAGGACCAGAUAUCAAGGCACAGCAGCAUGGUCAUCAGGAAUCGGCUCAUGAGCAAAGAGAGUGCCUCAUCACUUAAGGAGUGACAACAAAGCCAGCUGAAAAGAAUGAAGACAUUUCAUAUGUAAUUUGGGACCGUUCUGUGAUACUCAAUUACCAACUCUGUUGUGGAAGAUCUUGCAAGUUUACUUAUGGGAGUUUUGUGGCAGUGGAAAUCUUUCAAUAUAUUGAAGAUAAAACUCUGAUUAAGACCGAUGUGUUGGUAGCUGAUGAGUGACCCAACAGGUGUGACUACACAUACCACUGUGCCAUCCAUGCCCAACAUAGCUGGACCAGAAAAUAUGCAGGAGGGAGCGACAAAGCUUUUGCUAGGAAACGGCAGCAACGUCCCAGAGCCAGCUCCGUGGAUCUAUGAUCCAGCCAAAGGACAACCCCACAUCCAUACACUGACAUCCGCUGAAGUGUCUCCUCUGCUGAAAACGCACAACUCAUAAGAGAACCUGAAAAUUGCCAGUAAUAAUAAAUGGCAGUUUUGACCUCCUCACUCAGGGCUGCAAACGUGUGAAGGUUGGCAGCUUGCUUCAGGACAGCAGCCUCAGCUUUGAGAGCGGCCCACUGGUCACCGCAUUUGCCUCUGCUUCACUUUUCCCACACUCCUUCUCCUAUUCUCAUCCAUUGUUUCCUCCUCACCCAGAUCUGUUUGCUCCUUAAUUGCUGAUGCAUCCCAUAACUUGCACCUACAGCUGGCGCGAGACCCUCUGCAGGACAAAUUCUCCUGGUGGCUCCUCAAACACUCAGAGAGCGGGACCUUCCCUUGCUCUGAAUGACUUUCUUCCACUCUGAGCUGCCCUUGAGGGAGAGGUGGUAUCAGCCCAUGGUGAUCACCUUUGGACCCUGAGGGGCAGGACCAGUGGCAGCGUGCCUGGGCUGAGCGCAGCCGGACUCGGCAUCGGCACCAGUACCGGUCAGGUCCUUGCUCUCUCCUGUGUGGUUUCUUGGGCCGAGAUGUACCUGUGAUGGAUCCACCACAUGAAACCUCAGCUUAAUGGGUUCAACAGACAUCUGGAGAGGGGUCCUUGCCAAAGUGAUCUCACUAAUAAAGGCUCAUUUAAGUUAUUAAUUGUGAUUUUUUCUACCAGUUGUGCUCAUGAUCUUAAUGUUUACACUUUUAUAACUUCAUUUGCUACGAAUAUACAAAAAGCAGUCACAAGAAAGGAUGCCACUGACCCCUAUUUUAAAUUAGUGACAGCUUUUCAGCUAAGUUCUCCCACUUUGCGUAACUUCAAAGGAAUUCCCAUCUGACCUGGGGACUGUCUUCUCUGAAUACAGGCACUGAUUUCUUGCCUUUGAAAACCAGUGGUUUUAUAGAAGGAAUGUGUCCAGUUCUCAGUGUUCUCCGUGCUCAGCAGCAUCGUACAUGUUGCUACAAAAUAGAAUACUGGCUCAGUUAGUGACUGAGAGCCGUUUGCUGUGAUUUAUUUUUCAUUCAGUUUUCCAUUUACCAGGCAAAACUAUUAUGGUGACUGUGUUGCUUGUCC
Molecule: messenger RNA, 4635 nt
Organism: Cuculus canorus (common cuckoo)
Lineage: Eukaryota; Metazoa; Chordata; Aves; Cuculiformes; Cuculidae
Product: putative P2Y purinoceptor 10
Exons: 2
Coding region: 2161-3183 (340 amino acids)
Biological process (GO): phospholipase C-activating G protein-coupled receptor signaling pathway; positive regulation of Rho protein signal transduction
Cellular component (GO): membrane
Molecular function (GO): G protein-coupled receptor activity
Source: RefSeq, a predicted model, not a curated record